AUGGGGAGAGAAUUGAGGCUUGGGGAGUCCCUCGGGGGGCUGAGGAGGGACGGGAAGGCUGAGGGAAUGGAAGAACGGGGAGCGGUCCCCUCUGAGUUUCACGAGAAGAGCAUUACGAAGUGGAACGACCGGGACGACUCACGACGAGUUUCUUUCCUUCUGACAGCCGCUCAUCUAGAUUCGGCAGAGAGAAGUUCGUCGGGAGCAAUGAGAAGUUCAUCGGGAGCAAAUUUUGAUCGAAAGAAGCGUAAAGAACGUAGGGAAAGAACCGCUACGAUGCGGCUGCGCUACGUGAAA
This is a messenger RNA of Mesorhabditis belari, 297 nucleotides long. Lineage: Eukaryota; Metazoa; Nematoda; Chromadorea; Rhabditida; Rhabditidae. The record is from the annotation of a GenBank genome assembly.